GUACGCUAACGCGAAGGCCGUGAACGCAAGAACACAUUUGUCUAAUCACUCUCAUGGAUUCUUCUAAAAAUUGUACUCCUACUACUUGUCAAAACUAUCAACAGUUUAUUUAUUCAUUGUCUACCGUGAGUCGUCAGAGACUCAAGAGGUAGAGGCCAAGGACGGCAAUGGAGAGCAGCAUCAGCAGCACCUGCGGCAUCUGCAAUGGCGACAUGGGCCGUGCCGGCGUCAGCGGCUUCAAGGCGGAGUGCUCCCACCAGUUCCACUCCCGCUGCGUCUCCGGGAGCCUCCGUCUAGUCUGCCCGCUCUGCAGCGCGCGGUGGCGCGAGCUCCCGUCCUUCCGCUCGUCCAGGUCCAAGAGCACGCCCAAGCCGCCACCCGCGCCGGCGGCCCUGCCGUUCUUCCGGCCGAUGGAGCCACGCGUGUUCGACGACGACGACCCCGUGCUCCGGCCGCCUCGGCCUCCUCCUCCCGGUGACCGACGCCAUGGGAGUCCGGGCGCCACGUCCAGUGGAUCAUCAGCGGAGGUGGUGGCGCUCACCACGCACUGCCAGUACUCUGCUCUUGCGCGUGAUGCGGCGCACGACGACUUCGCCGUGCUCUUGCACGCCAGGGCUCCGGGAACCGGCGCGCGCGCGCGUGCGCCGCUCGACCUGGUGACCGUGCUGGACGUGAGCGGCAGCAUGGUGGGGAUCAAGCUGGCGCUGCUGAAGCAGGCUAUGGGGUUCGUGGUCGACAGCCUGGGCCCCGCCGACCGCCUCUGCAUCGUGUCCUUCUCGUCCGGCGCGGCCCGGCUGAUGCCGCUCGCGCGCAUGUCGGACGGCGGGAAGGCCCUGGCGAGGCGCGCCGUGGAGUCCCUCGCCGCGGGGGGCGGGACCAACAUCGGCGCCGCGCUGCGCAAGGCCGCUAAGGUGUUCGACGACCGGCUGCACCGGAACGCCGUCGCCAGCGUCAUCCUCCUCUCGGACGGGCAGGACACGUACACCGUGCCCAGACGCGGCCGCGACGACGAAGUCAACUACGAGGAGCUCGUGCCGCCUUCGUUGUUCAUGGAUAGUAGCACCGGCGACCGGUCGUCCUCCGCGCCGGUGCACACGUUCGGGUUCGGGACCGACCACGACGCGGCGGCGAUGCACACCGUGGCCGAGGCUACGGGCGGUACGUUCUCCUUCAUCGAGGACGAGGCGGAAGUCCAGGACGCGUUCGCGCAGUGCAUCGGCGGGCUGCUCUCGGUCGCCGUCCAGGGCCUGCGCGUGGACGUCGCGUGCGCGCACGCCGACGCGGGCGUGCGCGUCCGGUCGGUCAACUCCGGCCGCUACAGAAGCCGCGUGGACGCGGACGGCCGCGCCGCCUCCAUCGACGUCGGCGAGCUGUACGCGGACGAGGACAGGCGGUUCUUGCUGCUCCUGGACGUGCCAAGAGCCCGAGGCGCCACCCCCGACGACGUUAUUACCCACCUGAUGAAAGUCACCUGCGCGUACCGAGACGUGGCGACCGGACGGGUAUUCACGAACGUGGCCGGCGUGGACGCGGCAGUGCCGAGGCCCGCCUCGUCCUCGCGGGCGGUGAGCGGGGAGCGGUCGGAAGAGGUCGAGCGGGAGCGCGUCCGGCUGGAAGCGACGGCCGGCAUGGCCGCGGCGCGCGUGGCUGCGGAGCGGGGCGCGCACGCGGAGGCCGGGGAGAUGCUCCGCGGCACGCAGCGAGUCGUGGCGCGGUCGGGAGACGCCACGCUCGCGGCGCUGUCGGGCGAGCUGCGGGAGAUGCGCGCGCGCGUGGCGGACCGGAGGCGGUACGAGCUGUCCGGGCGCGCGUACGUGCUCGCCGGGCUGAGCUCGCACGCGCAGCAGCGCGCAACGUCGCGGCAGGUUCGCUCUUGCGACGGCGAGCGCGAGACGAUGACGCGCCGCGGCGGCACGGCGAUGUCUACGGCGUCGUCCUCGUACGUGACGCCGGCGAUGGUGGAGAUGAUGAACCGGUCGCGGAGAUCGCGGGAGAUGACGGCGCGGGUGCAGCAGCAGCGGUCAAAGAGCGCAAACUACUGAGCCCACCGAGGUAGAGGAUUAGGAUUGACAGACAAAGAGUGUUGGUUCAAACUCGUCAAUUUUCUUAUUUGUAUCAUGGAGUAUAUAUACUGCUCACUCCGUUUCUAAAUACUUGUCGUAAUUUUAGUGUAAAUUUGUACUAAAAUCACGAUAAAUAUUUAGGAACGGAGAAAGUACACUACAUUGCUGUGCCAGCAUCCAGAUGAACUUAUUUGUGAUACUUAUUGGCAAAUAUAUUUUUCCGAAAUAUAGAUGACAAUGUAAACGCACAGGGCGCCGUCCUAAAACGAGACACCACGAGACAUCAACAUGGGUUUUGAUUCAAUUUUGGGUUGUGGCACAAACCCUAACUAAUGAUGAUUCUCUCCGUGACAGUUUGUUUCGUAGGCAAAAGAAAUGAA
Messenger RNA from Brachypodium distachyon (stiff brome), 2443 nucleotides. RefSeq lists its product as uncharacterized. The record is from RefSeq and is a predicted model, not a curated record. The transcript has a single exon. Lineage: Eukaryota; Viridiplantae; Streptophyta; Magnoliopsida; Poales; Poaceae. The coding region runs from base 168 to 2042 and encodes 624 amino acids.